Miscanthus lutarioriparius is the source of this 1443-nucleotide messenger RNA. The record is from the annotation of a GenBank genome assembly. Lineage: Eukaryota; Viridiplantae; Streptophyta; Magnoliopsida; Poales; Poaceae.
AUGGUCGGCGCUCAUGGCGUGGGCGCCGGCAGGGAGGACGCACUGCAGUUCGUUAAAGAUCCAUCCGAGGGUGGCUCAAACAUAGCGCGCAUCACACAUGGCACCAGCUUGAUCUCCUCCUUCAGCAUGGGAAGCAAGGUCGUCGUCUUCGUGUCCUUGUACAUUGGAAGCGAGAUCGCUUGCUUUGUCUUCUCCUUGGGCAUGGAAGAUGAGUUGCAGUUGUCCAUGGAGUCUGGCGUGAAAGAGAGGGAGAGAAACAAAGCUACGGAGAUACGCGUGCCAGACUCGAUGGAAUGCAUAUGUAUAGAGAAAAACGAUAGUUCAUGGAGUAAAUGCAAGCUGGAAGGUAGUAGAUGUGGCGUGAGCUUAUGGAAUUGGCCCCCUCUUAAUUUUAGCUCAGGCUCCGCCACUGGUCCGGCGAAAUCAGUCCCAUCCGGCGACCUCUCUCCAUUCCAGGCUUGCAUUUUCAUGAUGAAGGAGGUACAAUAUUUGUCUUGGCCAAACCUCCUGCCAGAAAUUUUGGGACUUGUUCUCAGGCGGCUGCCCUCCUUAGCUGACCAUGUUCGACUAAGGGCAGUGUGCCGCCCAUGGCGUUCCAACGCUCAGCUAGAUCCCUUGCCCCCACUGCUUCCUUGGCUCACCCUCCUUGACGGGACCUUCUUGAGUAUUCCAGAUGGUAAAAUUAUCAGAAUGCCGAUACCAGAUAAAGCUUUUUGCAGUGGUUCUGUUGACAACUGGAUGUUCUUUAUGCAUAGUGACGGUGUCUGCUCACUGAUGAACCCUUUCUCCAAGGCCACAGUUAACAUUUCUAAGCUAGUCAUCACGUGGUUCAAUUCAAACUCCAGAUAUUAUAAUUCUCAUUUCUUUAAGCUGGUGGCACCCUCGCCCUUGGAAUCAUCACCAGGUUCCCUUGUUGUGCUGAUCUUGGAAGGUGGUCGUAGAAUUCGUAUCUGCCAGCCACCAAUUGCAGUAGACUUGGAGUUGCACCCUUGCUUCUCUUGGCCCCAUGGCCAGCCACAACUGUCCCUUCUUGAUGAUAUUACCUUCUUUAAUGGAAAGUUGUAUGAUCUUAGUAGAAAUGUGCUUUCAAUAUUUGAGAUUAAUUAUGGUCUUGAUGGGUUUGAGGUCUUUGAGGCAGAUUUGAGCACCAAACCAGGCCAAUGGAGAUGUGUCUCUGAGUUGGGUGGCCAAGCUCUGUUUGUUGGGAAGCACUGCUCCAAGUCUUUUCCUGCUGGAGAGUGCACUGGAGUUGAAGAGGACUGCAUAUAUUUCAUUUGUGAUUAUGUUCCGGCGAACCUUGGUGCUGAUCCUCUUGGUGACAGUGGUGUGUACAACAUGAAAAGUGGGAAUAUCAAACCCUUGUUAUCAGAGUCUGCAGCUGUGCCACAGCAUCAUGGUGGUCAGUGGCGUCCAACUUGGAUAUUUCCAGCUGAUGCCAUGUAA